Lagopus muta (rock ptarmigan) is the source of this 6695-nucleotide messenger RNA. RefSeq names its product Mov10 like RISC complex RNA helicase 1 (gene MOV10L1). The record is from RefSeq and is a predicted model, not a curated record. Gene Ontology annotation, molecular function: helicase activity. The coding region runs from base 121 to 3753 and encodes 1210 amino acids. Lineage: Eukaryota; Metazoa; Chordata; Aves; Galliformes; Phasianidae. The transcript has 27 exons.
CGGCGGCGCGGCAGGGAGGCCGCAGUGGUGUGUGAGCGGGCGCUGUGUUUGGGGUGGUGAGGCUGUGCGCGAUGCUCGGCUUUCUCUCCAGGGUGUUCUCCUACUUCUGGAGACCUGCGGAUGGCGAGGAAGGAGGAGGUGCGAGGUGGACGGACUCAGGUAGAAGUUCCAGUUCGACUGUGCAGCUGGGUGUGGAGCUCGCACCAGGCUGGUGGUGAGGGCCGCGGUGGUCUUGUCCCAGGUGACAAAGAACUAAAAGCUGUUCGAGGAGUGGUGACAAGAUUUUGCAACGAUUAUGGAAUGAUAAAUGACCUGAUAGUCUUCACAGAACAUGCUGUUGUAAACAAUAUGCCGCUGGCUGUAGGACAGGAAGUUAUUGCUACUGUUGAAGAGGACAAAAUAUCAAAUGGCUUGAGGGCUAUCAAGGUAGAUGCAGUCCAGAGUACAUGGGGAGACUACGGUACUGCUUGUAGUGCUACUGAACUACAUAUGAAAAUAUUAGUUGGUAAUAUCACCUCUCUCUCUAAGGAUGGUGGCUAUAUUAGUCACAAUACUCUUUUCAUGAUGGAAGAUGUCUGUGAAGGUUUUAGACCUUGUGUGGGUGACUGUGUGCAAGCAAAGUAUUUCAUUAAUCCAGGAACAUGGAACAGUAGAGCAGUUGCUGUGAAGCCUUUGAGAUACAAGCGAGUGGACAAGGUCCACAUUACCAGCAUGUGUGGAAGAACUGGUACAGUAGACGAGAGUAUAUUUUUCACUCUGGAUUCACUGAGACUUCCUUAUGGCUAUUCACCACGUAUAAAUGAUCUAGUGAAUGUGGUUGUGGUGGAGAGCAGUCAGUCAUUUUAUGUUUGGAGAGCUCUCUGCUUGACUCCAGUCGACCAGAAUGGAGAGUCUCAGUCAAAUGGACAUGAUACAGAUGAACCUUAUGAAAACUUAAUGAGAAACAAAGGAGGGCUGGAGGUAUCAAAAAUAACUGAUUUUGGAACUAUGAAGCAGGGGGAAUCUAGAAGCAUGAUCGUUUGGAUAGAGAAUAAAGGGAGUGUACCACAGUCCUUAAUAAGCUGCAGAUUAGCUGGAUGGGUGAAAGACAAGCAAUUCAGUUUUCAGAUUCCUCAAAAAUACCAGAAUAGUCCAGCAGCAUAUCUGUCAUCUUCUCCAGCAAAUCAAGAAAGCAUUGCAAAAGCUGCAGUGAGUUCCUGUGGAGCAGCAUCACAGUCAUUGACUAAUACAUCCAUUAUGAAGAAUGGAAUCAUUUCAGAAGGAGUAAAUCCUCAGGAAAUAAAUUUAUCAAAGACAGAAGAAAACUUUUCCCUGGUUAAAGAUCAGAAUCUGUGUCAUAGAGAAGAGCAGAGAGAUGUACAGCAACCAAGAGAUGAUGCUGAUAUAACCAAAGAAAUUGUCAUCCCACCAGGUGGAAAAACAUUCAUAGUGAUCAUAUGCACAGCUGUAAAUCCUGGAUACAAUAAAGAGCUCUUGUUGCUUGGUUUUUCUGAUUUUACUAUUGGACACUGUAUUGAAACUACUGUAACAAAUGAAGCGGAAUUACUAAUAGCACCUGUGGAGCCAUUUUCUGCAAGAAAGGUUGACAUUUCUUCAGUACCUCAGCAAAAGAAGACAACGGUUGCUGCCCCCAAAUACAGAAGAAGUAGCAGAAAAUUUCCAAGCUUCCUCCCACAUUACACCGUACCAAACGAGUUAAGAAGAUGCGUGGAGCAGAAGUUAGAUAUUCUGAGCUUUCAGCCUCUCCUUGCAGAGCAUCUUAAUCUGGAAAAUUAUGAAGCAAAGUUUUCUACUCUCUUGUGGCUUGAAGAGAUCUAUCAGGAAACAGAAAUAAAAAAUUUUGACAUGUGUGGGGUUACUUUGAAAAGGAAUGGGAAUUUGUUAGUGUUGGAAGUGCCAGGAGUGGAAGAAGGCAGACCUCACCUGGCUGCAGGUGAUAAGGUGAUACUGAAAAGUCAGGUCUAUUCUGAGCAUAUAAUAGAGUACAUUGCCUAUGUUACUGAGAUAUGUAAUGAAGAUGUUACUCUUAAAUGUAAUGCUGAUUUUGAACGGGCUUACAACUCAGAACCCAUGGAUGUGGAAUUUGUUUACUGCAGGAUUCCUAGCAGGCGGUGCCAGAUGGCAGUUGAGCAAGCUAAGUGUCUGGGUGAAAAAGUGUUAUUUCCAGAAAAGCUUCUCUUGCAGUCACCACAAGAUGUCAAGACCCAGAAUAUCACUGAGUAUUGUGGAGCUGAUGAUGGCCUUGAGCUGUGUUUCCAGCAGAAGAGUGAGGUCAGAAAGCUGCAGAACAAGCGGGCAAAAUGCACGCCAUCGAGGCAGAUAAACAUUGCAGGUGCAGCGACUGCUUCUGCGGAAACAAGCCAGCUUGUUGAGGAAACUGAGACAAUUAAAUGGAGAGGUGGUGAAUUUUUCAAUCCUAUGCUUAACAAGCAGCAGAAAUUGGCAGUGAAAAGGAUACUGAGUGGUGAAUGUCGUCCAACACCUUAUAUUCUCUUUGGACCACCAGGAACUGGAAAAACAAUAACAGUAGUUGAAGCUAUUUUACAGAUACAUUUUACUUUACCAGAUAGUCGAAUCUUGGUUUGCGCACCAUCAAAUGCUGCAACAGAUCUGAUUUGCUUGAGGCUGCAUCAAAGCAAUCUAUUAAAACCAGGAGCUAUGGUCCGAGUCAAUGCUACUUACAGAUCUAUAGAGCAUGUUGAUGACAUGGUGAAACCUUACUGCAAGGACGGUGAUGAUAUUUGGAAGGCAGUGUGGUUCAGGAUAGUAAUUACCACUUGCUGUAGCGCAGGAAUGUUUUAUCAAACAGGAACAAGGCUUGGACACUUCACACAUGUGAUUUUGGAUGAGGCUGGGCAAGCAAGUGAACCAGAAAGCCUGAUUCCUAUUGGAUUAAUUUCAGAAGUUAACGGUCAGAUAGUUCUGGUCGGAGAUCCAAAGCAGUUAGGGCCUCUAAUAAAAUCUAGAAUUGCAGUGGCAUUUGGAUUAAAUAUAUCCUUGCUGGAAAGACUGAUAUCAAGAGAUAUGUACCUGAGAGAUGAGGAUGCUUUUAGUGCUGAUGGAUCAUAUAACCCUUUGUUGAUCACAAAACUCGUAAACAACUACAGGUCACAUUCUGCAUUGCUUGCCUUACCAUCUAAACUGUUUUAUAAUAAAGAGCUUGAAGUUUGUGCAGAUGCUGCAGUAGUGACUUCUUUGUUACACUGGGAGAAAUUGCCCAGGAAAGGGUUUCCGUUAAUUUUUCAUGGAGUAAGGGGCAAGGAAACUCGUGAAGGUCACAGUCCUUCAUGGUUUAAUCCAACUGAAGCAGUUCAAGUAAUGCAGUAUUGUUGCCACCUGGCUAAAAACGAAAGCAUUGCAGUGUCAGUGGCUGAUAUUGGAGUGAUUACACCGUAUCGUAAGCAGGUAGAAAAAAUUAAAUUUCUUCUGAGAAGCAUUGAUUUGUCAGAUAUUAAAGUUGGCACAGUAGAAGAGUUUCAAGGACAAGAGUGCAUGGUUACCAUCUUAUCAACAGUGCGAUCUUAUGAAGACACACUUGCUGACGAGGAAUACUGUUUGGGCUUUCUCUCUAACCCAAAGAGAUUCAAUGUAGCAAUUACUAGAGCAAAAGCUUUGCUGAUAGUCGUAGGAAAUCCUCAUCUUCUUAUGAAAGAUCCCUGUUUUUGUGCACUGUUAGAGUACAGCUUAAUGAAUAACGCUUAUGUGGGUUGUGACCUGCCUUCUGAGCUGAGAAGCCUGCAGCAACAGGUGUGACUAGUUUUUCAGUAUUCAAGAUGCAUUCAGUCCUCUUCUGUUUUUGAAGCUAAGAAUACUUAAUAGGAAUCCAGCACCUUUUGGCCUCAGGGAAAGACACGCAUUCUGAAAUUCCUUGAAGUUUAUCCAAGAAAGGCUUCUUAAUGCUUCCUUUCGAGAGGUGAAAAAGUUGAAAGUUAUCAGUAUAAAGCGGUACUGGCAACCAGUUUGCUUUUUUUGUUUAGAAAGUGUAUGAUUUUGCUUCUGCAUAGAGCGGGUAUGUGUGAGUCCUCCAAGCUCCAGAAGAAAGUUAUUGCUGAACUUGUAUAUUAAUUUAACUUUUUUUUGACAUUUCAGUUUUUCCUCAGACUUCUGUAGUGCCUCCUGAAACUCUUCUGUCCCAAGAAUAUGUGUUUGUCUUGUUAUUUGGUUAUGGAGUGUGACAUUUAUAAUCCACACUGGAUUGAACUGGAAUGAUGCACGAAUAUCUCCGUUUGGCUGAUGUUGAGUAUCUUAAGCCAACCAAACUUCAAGCCCUGCUUUUUUGUUUAAAGCCUUUGUAUACGUGUCUGAGAUGACACAGAAUUCUGUUUCUCAGCUGCAGUCCAGCUGUCUGCUGUGGUGUAUGUCAGAAUGCCUCAAAUGGGUUGAAAAGGUGGGGGGAGACAGUGAAAACUGCUGUGUUUCUACAAAGAUCCUGUACAGAAGUGUUGUAUUCAACUUUGGCAAAAUUGUAAGCAAUGAAUGUCAACUGUAGCUUCAUUGAGUACUGUGCUGUUACUUUAAACUUGAACGUGGUGUUCUCUCCAAGUUGACUAACUAUUGCCAUACAGCAUUUCUAAAGUAAGUUGCACAGUUAGCUGUGGUCUUUCAGAGUCUGGGUUGUAACCCAGUGGUUUUCUGCAACAGACAAAUAUUGUAGGUAACCUACAGAGAAACAAAGAGAGGGGUGAAAACAAGAUUUGGUUUGCAGUCAGUUCAUAUUGCUUUCACUUCUGGUGGUCAGUGUACUUCCUUCUGCCAUGCUUUAUGUAUAGAUAGGGCAGCUUAUAGCUUGGUGAAACAUCAAAGCCAGAUACACAGUGCAGUGACACGCACCAUGUAGAACCUAGAAUAUACUUAGUGUGUUUAUCCAGUCUGAGUCUCAGCUGUAUUUGAGCAGCACUGCAGCCUCAUCAGCCUUGUCUCUUUGGUAUGUUAUUUUGCCAGCUUAAUUGUUUUUACUCCUGAAAAAGUCAUAGUAGACAGUUUGUUGCAGUAUUAUACUGAAAAUGUCAGUGGCUGUAAUGCCAUUCCAGUAUUCUACAUAAAACUUUGGCAUCUGUCCAAUAAAGGAUCUGUUCCCCGUUGAAGGAUUUAUUGAAUGUCUUCCUUUGAGGAUUAUGAUGGACCAGAUCUCGCAGCAACUACGUAGUCCUGUUAAAUGAUCUUUGAGUUCCCUUCCACUCCAAGGCGUUCUAUGAUUCUGUGACACUUAGAAUCAUAGAAUCACAAGGUUGGAAAUGACCUAUAAGAUCAUCCAGUCCAACUGUCUCCUCAUCACCAUUGCCACCACAAGCACUAAACCAUAUCACACAGCAUGUUGUCCAGAUGCUUCUUGCACACUGCCAGGGACGGCAACUCCACCACUUCCUUGGGCAGCCAUUCCAGUGCCUGACCACUCUCUGAGAGAAAAAGUUCUUCCUCAUGUCUAACCUAAACUCCUCUGAUACAACUUGCAGCCAUGACCCCUUGUCCUGCUCAUUGCCUGGGAGAAGAGGCCAAGUCCCUCUUCAUCACAGCCUCCCUUCAGGAAGUUGUAGAGUGCAAUGAGGUCUCCCCUGAGCCUCCUGCAGAAGUAGCAGUGAGCGAGUCUAUGAUCUAAGCAAAUCUUAGUUUUCAUGAAAACCAUGAUCCAGUUACUUAUUUCAGACAUGAACAAUCUUUUCCCCCUAAGUUAAAACACAUACAUAUAUAUAGUGAUUGUUUCUGGUUUUUAUUAAGUCACUGCCUUACUAGGAAAUUACAGAGGCCACAAGAGUGGUUCUACCGUGUCUCAAACAGCAAGCUAAAGGUACAUGAAGUCAGAGAGCCCAGGACCACAAAUCUACCUCCUCAGCUCCCCGUGCCUAAUAUAUUGAGUUAGAUACUGCUGAUCUAUGAAAAGCGAGUACAGUCUGUAAAUAAUUCCUGCGCCAGUUAACAUAAGCAAUUAAGAGUUGAAAUGUAAAAAAUACCUCCAGAAGACCACUAAAGACAUUGGGAAAUACUAGAGGUUUUCCAAAUGGAAUCAAAGCAGGUAGUACUCAAGUGUUUAACAACAGCAGCUUCUUGUUUUCUCACUGCAUUUCAGAAAGCAGAUGUGUGAGAAGUAUGUUCUGUGUUGCAGCUUUAUUAGUAGGCCAGCAGCUAAUUUCUGUGCCAUGGCAAUGAGGAACAGGUGUCUUUACUUAUGAAAAGAAACAUCCUAUAAUUGGCUGCACUUAGAACACAAGCACAGGAGAAGGUAUGCUCUUCUAAGAGUGUUCUAGAAUAUGAAGUCUUUAUUGGAGGAGCAGUCCCUCCUGUUCAUUCUACUUUUAGCUCUAUAUUAAUGAAAUUGCUGCCGUUGCUCUAUUCACAGUGGCAUGGAUAUGUCAGAUCAGGUUAAAUGACUGAUGCAUGAGUUGCUGGGUAAAUACGCCAUUAUUUCUUCUAGUUCUGUAUUUUGUCAUAACAGAUGUUUAACUGUGCUUUAUCUAAUAGAACCUGCAUCCCUAGCAACUACAUAGCAACAUACUGAAGGUCAAACUGGGUGCCUCCGACAUCAGCCAAAUGAUGUAAGUCGUGCCAGCUCACGCAGUCCAAGAAACACGCGUGGCGAGCUGCUGCCCCUGCCGUGCUGAACGGGCUUCACAGGCACAGUGGGUGUACUGUAACAGAUAAUGGGGGGUUGGAGCCCUGUUCCUUUUUUCUACUCUUCAUCCUCCCAAAGAGUGGUCAAU